CAUAGUGAGUUGCUGUGAGGCACGGCGAGUACCUGCUAAAUUUGGACCUUCGAGCUUAAUGGCGCAAGAUGCAGGAGUCCCAAAUGUUGACUCGCACAGCGAUUUGGAGGCAGGGAAGAAACAAGCGCCGGCCAAACGAUCUGAGAUGGCGCGGGCUGUCUCCAUCUCCAAGGUCCGUAUGCAAUUCCGUGGUUUGGACGGCAACAGCUACACGCCGCAGUACGUGCCGAUUGGGCCGUACCAUCUAAGCUGUUCGUCCCCACGGACUGAAAAAGAGAAGCUGUGCGGUGUCUCCUUCCUGAAGAGCCUCUCGGACGAACACACUCUAGCGCGACUAGUGGAGAAGUUGGAGCCACGAGCGAGGGAGUGUUACGCCGAUGGCGUUGGCCAACUCACGCCGGAGCAGUUUUCCGGUAUGCUGCUGCGCGACGGGUGCUACCUGCUUCUUCUGUUUGUUCAUUAUGUGACAGCUGGGGCAUGCGGCAAUGGCGGCGCUUCGACGGCGGCCGGUGGGGUCUCCGACAGCGCGGUGGUGCGCGACACCGUGUUCCUUGUUGAGAACCAGAUACCUCUCUUCGUGCUUGAGAAGAUCCACGAGCACAUCGCAGGAGGCGCUGGCAUGUCCGUCCUCGAAAGCAUCGCCGUCUCUGUCCAGGAGCUUCUGCAGGCGCAGCUCUACAUCAGCAAGAAGCUGCGGCCGGCGCCGCGGCAGGCGUCCCACUUGCUGCACCUGGUGCAUCACUACUUUCAGCCAACCAAUCCGCUACCGGAAAUGGCAGCGAGCACGGCACGGCGCACCGGCCGGUGGCGCCGGGCGACGGAGUACGGCCGGUACGGCGGCAUGCGGUUCAAGCGCCGGGUCUUCGCGAGCGGGGAGGAGUGGACCGUCCUCGACGUGCGCCUUAAGCGAGGCACGCUGUGCAUCCCCCACCUGCGAGUCGACAGCAACACGUGGACCGUCCUGCGUAACCUGAUGGCGCUGGAGGAGCACGUCCCACGGAGGCCCGUCACGGCGUACUGCCUCUUCAUGUCGCAGGUGGCCGGCACGGUGGAGGACGUGAAGCUACUGGUUAACGCAGGGAUCGUCGAGCACUUCCUGCCGAGUGACGAGCAGGUCGCUCAAGGCUUCGCGGACCUCUGCAAUGGGGUGGUCAUGGACGUCGACAACCUUGACCGGAACUACCUCAAGCCCAUCUGGCACAAGCUGCAGGAACGCUGCCAGAGCCGCGUGUUUAGAUUCAUGGGAUGGUUCUGCCAUGACCGGCACCUCGGUAUGGCUAUCGCGUUCCUUAUGGCUGUCGUCGUCUUGGUUUGUCAAGUGACGCAGACGUUCUAUGCAGUUACCGGCCGGAGGUGAACGAGGUCGACAACGUCCCAAAUAGUUCUCGGAGCAUGACUCGAUCAUAUCCGACAUUUAGGGUACGUCGGGGUGGAUUUUCUCAUGUUUAUUUCCUUUUGAGGGGAGAGUGCUUUGUUGUUGUUUUUUUCCUUUUGAGGGGAGUGUGCUUUGUUGUUUUGUCGGUUGAAUGAACGCUAGUCUCAUAGUUACUUUUUUUCGUUU
Messenger RNA from Triticum urartu, 1561 nucleotides. RefSeq names its product UPF0481 protein At3g47200. The record is from RefSeq and is a predicted model, not a curated record. Lineage: Eukaryota; Viridiplantae; Streptophyta; Magnoliopsida; Poales; Poaceae.